This is a messenger RNA of Sarcophilus harrisii (Tasmanian devil), 1209 nucleotides long. It is a transcript of the gene DNAJB13, whose product is annotated as DnaJ heat shock protein family (Hsp40) member B13. Bases 103 to 1050 code for a protein of 315 amino acids. Gene Ontology annotation, molecular function: protein-folding chaperone binding. The transcript has 8 exons. The record is from RefSeq and is a predicted model, not a curated record. Gene Ontology annotation, cellular component: cytosol. Lineage: Eukaryota; Metazoa; Chordata; Mammalia; Dasyuromorphia; Dasyuridae.
AGUGCCCUGGGGUGGUUGUCACUGGCAACUAGAGAACACAAUGUAACAGCCAGGCUUGCUUGUUCCUUGAACCAUCUUGCUGGGCUCAGCAGAGGCCUAAUCAUGGGUUUCGAUUAUUACACUGUGUUGGACAUCAACAGGAGUGCCCAGGAUGCAGACAUAAAGAAGGCGUACCGGAAACUAGCCCUGAAGAACCACUGGCUAAAUGCCCGGGACCCGCGCUCGGUGGAGCGUUUUAAGCAGAUAGCGGAGGCCUACGAUGUGCUGAGUGACCCUAUAAAGAGAGCCAUCUAUGACAAAUUUGGAGAGGAAGGUUUGAAGGGCGGGAUCCCCCCUGAAUUUAGUUCCCAAGUGACAUGGACAAAGGGUUAUGUCUUCCAUGGGGAUCCCAACAGAGUCUUCCAUGAAUUCUUCGGGGGAGACAACCCCUAUAGCGAGUUCUUUGAUCCUGAUGGCAUGGAUGUGAACUUGAACUUUGGGGGCCUUCGGGGCCGUGGGAUCAAGAAGCAGGACCCUCCCAUCGAGCGAGAUCUCUACCUGUCCUUGGAGGACUUGUUCUUUGGCUGCACCAAGAAGAUCAAGAUUUCCCGAAGGGUAAUGAAUGAUGACAGAUUCUCAUCCACCAUCAAAGACAAGAUCCUGACGAUUGAUGUCCUGCCGGGCUGGAAGCAGGGAACCCGCAUCACUUUUGAGAAGGAAGGAGACCAGGGCCCCAACAUCAUCCCGGCUGACAUCAUCUUCAUUGUAAAGGAGAAACUGCACCCCCGCUUCCGGAGGGAGGAUGACAACCUCUUCUUUGUCAGCUCCAUUCCCUUGGGCAAGGCUCUGACCUGCUGCACCGUGGAGGUGAAAACUCUGGAUGACCGGCUACUCAACAUCCCCAUCAACGACAUCAUACACCCCAAGUACUUCAAGAAGGUGCCUGGUGAAGGGAUGCCCUUGGCCUCAGACCCCACCAAGAAGGGAGACCUCUUUAUCCUCUUUGACAUCCAGUUCCCCACUCACCUCACCCCAGCCAAGAAGCAGAUGCUGAAGCAGGCGCUGCUGUGACUGAUACCCGGAGAUGGCACCCCUGGCACUGGGCAUUCCGGGGCCUAGAGCGCAGCCGCGAGGGCGGGCAGAACACUAGGGGGGGACUCUGGGUGGGGGAAGGGGUCUGUCUGCAGAUAAUAAAGAUUUCUACAAAAGACGAAAUUUGCUGCAUUUGUG